AUGGAAAUCGACAAGCUAUUCGGGGUGAAGGGCAAGGUAGUGCUGGUUACCGGAGGUGGCCGAGGCAUCGGCUUCAUGAUCUCUCAAGGCUUCGUGCGCAACGGCGCCACCGUCUACAUCGCCUCACGCUCCAAGAAGGAGUGCGAUAAAGCGGCGGAGGAGCUGACCGCGGCUGGGCCGGGCAAGUGUGUGGCUCUGUCGUCCGCCAACAUCUCUACAGCGGAGGGUCGCAAGAAGGUGGUGGAGGAGCUCUCGUCACUUGAAGACCACCUUGACAUUCUCGUCAACAACUCGGGGUGCACGUGGGGUAUGCCGAUUGAAGACUUUACCGAGAGCGCGUGGGACAAGGUGAUGGACCUCAACGUGAAGGCCCUCUUCUUCCUCACGCGCGACCUCCUGCCGCUCCUUCAAAAGAAGGCCACCGCUGUCGACCCCGCGCGAGUCAUCAACCUCGGCUCCAUCGACGGUAUUCGCAUUCCCACACUCGAGACCUAUCCGUAUUCCGCUAGCAAGGCGGCAGUCCACCAGCUGACCCGAGUGCUGGCCAAUCGCCUGGCCAGCAUGAACAUCACGGUCAACGCCGUAGCCGCCGGCCCGUUCGAGAGCAAGAUGAUGGCCGAGACGCUGCGUACGUUCGGCGAGCUGCUCAAGGCCAACGUGCCGCGCGGCCGCAUCGGCGAGCCGGAGGACAUCGCCGGCGCGUGCAUCUUUCUCGGCUCCCGAGCGGGCGCGUUCCUCACCGGCGCUGUCAUCCCGCUCGAGGGCGGCAUCCUCUCGGCCGCUCGCCUGUGA
Messenger RNA from Acanthamoeba castellanii str. Neff, 792 nucleotides. Its product is annotated as short chain dehydrogenase/reductase family. The record is from RefSeq and is a predicted model, not a curated record. Bases 1 to 792 code for a protein of 263 amino acids. Gene Ontology annotation, molecular function: oxidoreductase activity. Lineage: Eukaryota; Discosea; Longamoebia; Acanthamoebidae. The transcript has 6 exons.